Messenger RNA from Penaeus vannamei (Pacific white shrimp), 652 nucleotides. Its product is annotated as cuticle protein AM1199-like. Gene Ontology annotation, cellular component: chitin-based extracellular matrix. The record is from RefSeq and is a predicted model, not a curated record. Gene Ontology annotation, molecular function: structural constituent of chitin-based larval cuticle. NCBI's taxonomy places the organism in Eukaryota, Metazoa, Arthropoda, Malacostraca, Decapoda, Penaeidae.
ACUUCUUCCGGCUUCCUCAAGACGUACAUAAAAUCUGUCAAUAUGAAUAUUCUGGUCCUGUCCUUGCUGGUGGCUGUGACUGUGGCUGAGAGGCCGUCCUUCUCCUACGACGCCCCUGCACCACACGCAUCCUCGCCCGUCCAGCAGAUCCCCAUCAUCCGCGACGAGCGAGUCCAUCCUGCCGCUGACGGCACCUACAGCUUUGACGUGGAGACUGGGGAUGGCAUCGUCAGGCACGAGUCUGGCGGUCCAGGUGGCGCCCAGCAGGGAACCGUGAGCUUCACCUUCCCAGAUGGUCAAAUCUUCAAUCUUCAAUUCGUCGCCGACGCCAACGGCUACCAACCUCAAUCGCCCUUCCUGCCCGUGGCUCCUGCCUUCCCCCACCCCAUCCCCGCCCACGCCCUCGAGCAGAUCGAGCGAGGGCGUCUUGAGCAUGAAGCUCGCGCCCGCGGAGAGCAACGUCAGCCAUCAAGCCAGGGGCAAGCCACGCCUUCAAGCCAUUACGGUCAACCUCAGUGAAAUGGCCCUCUAUUGAACAUGUUCUUGUUUCCUGUUCCACCUUCAUGUUCAUCGUCCUGCUAUUUAAACGCGACAUGAUUGUUAUAUAUUAUAUGAUAUCUCAUAUUAAUUAAAUGCUAAUCUAAAGAUCUGA